Molecule: messenger RNA, 2881 nt
Organism: Ochotona princeps (American pika)
Lineage: Eukaryota; Metazoa; Chordata; Mammalia; Lagomorpha; Ochotonidae
Gene: SLC46A3
Product: solute carrier family 46 member 3
Exons: 5
Coding region: 186-1568 (460 amino acids)
Biological process (GO): vacuolar transmembrane transport
Cellular component (GO): lysosomal membrane
Molecular function (GO): transmembrane transporter activity
Source: RefSeq, a predicted model, not a curated record
CGGAGUACCCUCAUUUCCCGCAAAAGUUAGCGUCCUGGGGAGUGCGCCCUGCGAUUCAUCGCUCCCACGCUCCGCUUGCCGAUGUGGCUCCGACUUUCCGGGCUUGGAACGCCUAGCCUCUGGGUCAGGUUGAGGCUGGCAGCCCCUCUCCUGUUUCUUCUUACAGAAUUUACCUGUCUACCAAAAUGAAGAUUUUAUUUGUUGAGCCUGCCAUUUUCCUGAAUGCUUUUGCCAUGAGUCUAACCUCUCCGCUGACCACCCAGUAUGUGUAUAGAAGAAUAUGGGAAGAAACGGGCAACUACUCUUUCACAUCCAAUAGCAAUAUUUCUGAGUGUGAACAAAACAAAAGCAGCCCGCUGUUUGAAUUCCAGGAGGAAGUUCAGAAGAAAGUGUCUCUUUUUAGCCUGCAGAUGGAAAUAAGUGGGUUAAUUCCUGGCCUCGUGUCCACUUUCAUCCUGCUGAGUAACAGUGACCUCCGUGGACGAAAGCUACCAAUGGCUUUGUCUUCUGUUGGCGCUCUGGCCACCAGCAUCUGGCUCUGCCUGCUGUCCUACUUUGCCCUUCCCUUCCAGCUUUUGAUCGCCUCUGCCUUCCUCGGUGCACUCUGUGGCAAUUACACCACCUUCUGGGGAGCCUGCCUGGCUUACAUAGUUGAUCAGUGUAAGGAUCACAAGCAAAAAAUCAUCCGGAUAGCCAUCCUUGACUUCGUAUUUGGGCUGGUGAAUGGACUUACAGGAAUUUCAUCUGGCUAUUUCAUUAGAGAAUUAGGAUUUAUGUGGUCCUUCGUAAUUGUUGCUGGGGCUCUUGCUGUUAAUUUGAUCUACAUUUUAUUUUUCCUCCACUAUCCAGUGAAAGAAACUUCACCAGAGACUGUCACCAUGUCAUGGUGUGAAGGCAUUAAAAACCUGUUUUACCGAACUUGUGAGAUUUUUAAGAAUGUUUCUGGUAAGCGGCGGACUACGCUGUGUUUGUUAAUUUUUACAAUGAUCACUUAUUUUUUCGUGGUCGUUGGCAUUUCCCCGAUCUUUAUCCUUUAUGAGUUAAAUUCACCUCUCUGCUGGAAUGAGAUUUUUAUUGGUUAUGGAUCGGCUCUAGGCAGCGCCUCUUUUUUAAGCAGCUUCGUAGGAAUCUGGCUUUUCUCCUACUGCAUGGAAGAUAUUUACAUCACCUUCAUUGGCAUUCUUACCACCAUGGUGGGAAUGGCUCUGACUGCUUUCGCCAAAACAACACUGCUCAUGUUCCUGGUCAGGGUACCAUUUCUGUUCACCAUGGUGCCGCUGUCUGUGCUACGGGCCAUGCUGUCAAAAGUGGUUCAUUCCACGGAACAAGGCACCCUGUUUGCUUGCCUUGCCUUCUUAGAAACACUGGCUGGAGUUACGGCAGGAUCUACAUUUAAUGGGAUCUACUCGGCCACAGUGGCUUGGUUCCCCGGCUUCCCUUUUCUGCUCUCCGCUGUUCUGCUGUUAAUCCCACUGAUCAGCCUGAGCGCUGUCAAGUGCAUCAACUGGAACGAGGGAAACUACAGAAUCCUCUUACAGGAGGAAUCACACGAAGACACGCUGGGCUGAAGGCUGGGAUUAAACACCGCACGGGACCAUCCCCAUGAGGCACUGUGACUUCGGAAGGAUAUGACUCAUCCCGCAGCAGGUGCCUCCUGUACAAGCAGUGCUGCUCAUUCUUCCUUCUCAGCUGAACAGUCCAAGGAACAGUUCUUGGCUUCCACUUCCUACAGCACCAGGCACUUGGAGCACUUCAUGUUGAUCAGGCAAUAUAUUUCUAACACAGGGAAGUACAGAUCGCAAAAGACUUCUCACUGUUGGAUUUCUGAAAGUCAGAGUACCCAGAAGGAUGGAGAAAGCCAGAUGAGACCCAAAGUCAUCCUUGACCUAUUGCGGGCUCUCUGCAACCCAGGGGACCUCUUCACCUAUACCUCUUCAUCUGCAAAACUGGGUUUCUGACCUCUCUCAGGGAUUCUGGACACAUAAUGAAAAUGACAAUGAGUAACUUGCUGAGAGGGAAACAAUUAUGCAUAUUUUAAAUAUUAACAUGAUUUUGCCCAUUAUGUAGCUAAUGUUUCAAGUAGUGGAGCGAUUGAUAGUCAAAGCUUUUCAUAGGUACAAGAUCCUAAAAAGAAAACAUUUCUGCCCCUUGAGGACAGUGACAAUGACUAUUCAUUCUGUCCUCCAUAAAGAACACUGUUUUGUUUUUUUUUCAUUUUUCCCAAUAUGUUUCAUCAGCAGAUCGCAUGAUGAUACUUUUACAUGCAACACAGAGAUGAUUAGGAAAGAAAAAUAAGAAGUAAAGUAUUAUUGUAGAGACAACAGUGAGCCCUUGUGUCAGUGGAUAUCUUGCAAGCUGCUGCAGGGAAUUCUAGUCUUCCUCACCCAGCUCUCGCUCAUCCUUCCCACAGCAGAGAUGGCGGCUUCUAAAGCACACAUUUUGCACUGGCCAACACCCACAGGAAAACAAGCCAACCAGCAUGCCGGUCCCGAGUUCUGAUUGGUCUCCUUCCUGCGCUGUCUCCUAGAGCCCCGUGCUCAUCCUUGUAUCGCUGAGGUCCUAGAAAACACUAUACCAUGUUGUCUUGCACCUCUGCUGUCUUUUUUCAUUUGCCCUUCAUUCCAUGUUACAUCAUAACUUUCAAGUGUCCGCCAGAUCUUUCCCUCUUUCUUGUAGCCAGCCAUCUCCACACAUUCCCCCAGCUCCACAGUGCCUGCCGGGCUCCAAGAGCUCCUACAGACACAGGACGUAGAGCCCAGAAUCUCCCAUUGUCUUGAUACUGUUUUCCCUCCCAGAUAAUCAUCUCCUAGGCACAGGGACAAUGUUUUAUUUGCUCAUUAUGACGUCAAUAAAUGUUCUUUGAACUAAAAUGACUACAAAA